UUGGGCCCUUUUCUUCAUUUUCAUUUCAUUUAUGUGGAGAAAACUGUCGGUUGCCAGCUAGCAAGAGCUGUAGCCGCGUUAUCCUGGGGAAUAUGUCGUACUGGCGACGAACGCGUCUUAGCCAUGAGACAAGUUCCUGAUACCGCUGCAACAAUAAGUACCCAGAGGCAUCCCGCGGUCUUGUAUGGGUGACAACUCGGUUGUUGCAUCUUCUGAAGCUUUCUUCCAAAUCACGGAAGCAACACUGAACGACUUUGCCUUUUACGCUCAGUACGCUGGGGCUGCGUAUUGCAAUGCCGAUACCGCGGUGGGAGACGUCGUGACUUGCACCAAUGAUGUGUGCUCAGACGUAACGGCGGCAAAUGCUACCGUGGUAGCUACUUACCAAGGGAAGCUCACAGAUGUCGAGGUCUACGUGGCUUCUGAUCCCACGAACGAGUUGGUGGUAGUGUCGUUCAUGGGUACACAAUCGAUCCGCCAGUGGAUUGUCGAUCUAUCCUUUGUCUUCAGCCCCAUCUUCGACCUCGUAGCAAGCGGCUAUGUGCACACGGGCUUCCACGCACAGUUCACGGAAUCUAAGUCGGCCGUCCUGGCUGCCGUGACGGCGGCCAUGGCGGUCAACCCGUCCUACAAGAUCAUCGUGACAGGCCACUCCCUCGGCGCGAGCGUCGGCACCAUCAUGGCCGCCUACCUGCGUGAACAAGGCUUCCCCUGCGACCUCUGGACCUACGGCUCCCCUCGGGUGGGAGACGACGACUUUGCGGAUUUUGUCACCGCGCAAGCCGGCGCUGAAUACCGUGCCACUCACACCGACGAUCCAGUGCCGAGACUGCCGCCCAUCUGGACUGGUUACCGCCAUACGAGCCCCGAAUACUGGUUCUACACGGGGGAUGCGACGACGCUUGACUACACGAUCAAUGACGUGCAGGUGUGCUCGGGAAAUGCAAAUGUAGACUGCAAUGCUGGACAAAGUGGGUUCGACACCAUAGCGCAUGACGAGUAUUUCGUUGGCAUUGCCGAUUGUGCGCCGGACGGCUUGACAUUCAAGAGAGCAACGAAUGUCAAUGUGACGGAUGAGGAGCUUGAGAGGUUGCUGACUACUUGGGCGGCCAUGGACGUGAAGUAUGUGCAGUCGGGCAAUGCUACGACGCAAGGGGGUAAUGUUACGACUACGAGUUAAUGUGUAUGGGCUCUACGAUACCGCAUGGACAUGAAUGAAUGAAACAUGUAAUGGCUGAUACUGCGCGUCUCUGCAAUCCAUCACAACCAUACGUAGUGAUAUAUUAUUUGCGUAAAU
This is a messenger RNA of Pseudomassariella vexata, 1297 nucleotides long. RefSeq names its product lipase. The transcript has 4 exons. Gene Ontology annotation, biological process: lipid metabolic process. The coding region runs from base 185 to 1180 and encodes 331 amino acids. NCBI's taxonomy places the organism in Eukaryota, Fungi, Ascomycota, Sordariomycetes, Amphisphaeriales, Pseudomassariaceae. The record is from RefSeq and is a predicted model, not a curated record.